Prunus armeniaca (apricot) is the source of this 384-nucleotide messenger RNA. Lineage: Eukaryota; Viridiplantae; Streptophyta; Magnoliopsida; Rosales; Rosaceae. The record is from the annotation of a GenBank genome assembly.
AUGGGUGAACGAGGAGCUGAUGUCCCAGCCCCAAUUACUCGAGCGGAUUUGGACGCUCAAAACCAACGGAUCGACAACCUAACCACACAAUUUGGGGAGGUGCGAGAAUUGUUGUUGCGAGCUAUUGGUGGCAACAAUGGAAGGGGUGACAGAGAUGAUAAUCGAAGAGAAGGUAGAGAUGGCGAGAGAAGAGAUAAUAGGAGGCAACUUAUUCCGGAUAGUGAGUCAGAGUUAGAAGAAGAACUUGAGGAACCACCACCACCACCACCGGCUAAUAAUCAUCGUAAUCGUAAUUACGAAAAUUUUGGCGAUUAUCGGAUUAAAGCCGAAAUGAAGAUUGAAGACUUCUUGGAUUGGCUUGUAGAAGUGGAUGGAGGUUCCUGA